GGCGGAGCCUCGGGCCGCCGAGAAGCGGCUGCUGCGGCCAAUCGCCGCUAGCCCAGCUCUCCUUCCUCCCGCCCAUCCUCGACUCGCGCCGCUCAGGGAGCGUCGGCGAAGUCCCGGGCAGGCCCCGAGGGGGCGGAGCCCGGCAGAGCGACCCGGCGCGGAGAUACUGUCUACUGAUGAUGGAGGAGGAAGAGGAGGAGGAGGAGGAGGAGGAUGAAGAAAGCUGGCUUCGACUCCGACCCAUUGAACCUUUGCCUUCUCAGUGCUGUGGCUGCGGCUGCAAACCCUGCAUCUUUGACAACUAUUAUCAGGAGCUGGAUCGGUGGGAAAAAGCCCGGGCCAAGAAGGAUAAGAGUCUCCUGUGGAGAAAGAAGGAAGAGCCUUGUCUCUCAGAGCUGAACCAGGAAACCUUCAAGGCCUUCCGCAUCAGCGCCAUGGAGCAGCUGACGGAUGACACCUGCCAGGUCCGCUUCGAGCUGCCGGAGAGCAAGCGACUGGGGCUGAGCCCUGGACAGCAUCUCAUCUUACGGGGGACCGUGAAUGGCUUGGAAGUCCAGAGAGCCUAUACGCCGAUCAGCUGUGGGAAUGUGGAGGGCUAUUUUGAAGUUUUAAUUAAGUGCUACGAGACGGGGCUCAUGUCCCAGCAUGUCAAGUCCUGGAAAGUUGGUGAUACGGCGUUUUGGCGAGGACCUUUUGGGGGCUUCCCCUACAAACCAAACCAGGUGAGUACAAAAUAAGGGGCUAAUGCCAUGGCCUUCGAGAUUCCUUCCUGAGCCAAAUGAGAAGAAGCUAUUAUAGAAGUGGCUUUUAAGCUUCUCCCAGGGAGUGGAGGUGUUUCGGCGUGUUCAUAAUGAGCAAUUAGUAUUUGUUUAUAUUGUAAUUUUCAUCGAGGUUUGUUUUUACAGAAAAAGCAAAAUCCUUUUAAUCCUGUCCUUUCUGUUCCUGAAUCUCAAGGACUCUUGCUUUCUUGGGGGCUGAGAGACCUGCAGGUGAUGGAGUGGACAUAAAUUAAAUAGUCCAUCGCUUUCUUUUCAGGAAGCCCCGAGAUCAUAAAUUUAGAGCUGGAAGAGACUGGGAAUUAUCUGGUACAACAACCUCUUUUUACAGCUGGGGUAACUGGCCCAGAGAGGUUAAGAGUUUACCAAGAUCACACAUACAGAGCCAGCUCUCCACCCACUGCACUAUACUGCAUCUCGUGCAAACCUUUGCAAGUGUCUCGAGCCAAAGUUCGUUACUUUAUUGUGUCCCAGACCCCUUGGGCAGGCAGUCUGGGAGAAGGCCGGAUGUGUAGGAUGGAGCCAGGGGAUGGAAGAUUUCAAUGCUCAAGUCAAAGGCUCCGAGGGGGGACACAUUAGAGUGAGAUUCUGGCAGCAGGGACAGGGACAAGAUAUAAGGUGAUACAAGAGGUCCUCCAAGAUUUGAAGGUUUUUCAGUAGGUCAACAAGCAUUUAUUAAGUGCCUCCUGUGUGCUGGGAUACAAAGUGUAUCCCACACAAUCGUGCUCUUAGGGAGCUCACAUCCUAAUGGGGGAAGCAGCAAGCGAAUGAUUAUUUAUAUUCAAAAUGUACAGGGUCACAGUGCCCACUUGCUGCCAAGGCAACAGGUAGAAUUGGUCCUCUGAGGUCUGUUCCGGCUCCCGUCUGCUGGAAUUUCUUUUUUCAUUUUUCAGUAGGGAGCUAGGGCGAGAUGGGAAGCAGGCUCUCCACAAAGACAGGCAGACAGUGAGGAAGAGCUGCUUGGCCCAGGAAGACAGAACUCAGAACAACAGGUGGAAAAGCCCAUUUCCACUCAAUAGCAGGAAAAACAGUGAACAAUCAGAACUUCCUCAAGUGGAACAGGCUGCUUUGGAAGAUGGCGAGUGUGCCCUCCCUGGAGCUCUCUGGGCACAGUUGCGUUGACCACUUGUUGGGGCCCUUCUCUAGGGAAUUCCUACUGUGCACAAAAUAUAGAUCAGAUGGGCCCUUCUAACUCACAGAUUUUGUGAUGAAAAGCAAGAUUUCAAGACUAUCUUGUCCAGCGGAGGGGCUGGAGGUAGUCAGGAAGCUGACAUCUGUAGUGUUAUAGUUAAAAAGCACCUUGCAAAUACCAGCUCCUUCCAUCUGUGCUUCUCUU
This is a messenger RNA of Sarcophilus harrisii (Tasmanian devil), 2112 nucleotides long. It is a transcript of the gene CYB5R5, whose product is annotated as NADH-cytochrome b5 reductase-like. The coding region runs from base 177 to 737 and encodes 186 amino acids. The record is from RefSeq and is a predicted model, not a curated record. Gene Ontology annotation, molecular function: oxidoreductase activity. The transcript has 5 exons. Lineage: Eukaryota; Metazoa; Chordata; Mammalia; Dasyuromorphia; Dasyuridae.